AUGUUCCAUCUUGUAAAUUCUGCUGACUUGGCAAGAUCAAUUGAUUCAGAAAAAAGGUCUAACAUAUACAAUCUUACAAGAGAUUUCGGCUACUUCAAGUAUACUCUAAAUGAGAUAAAGAACUUGAGAGAAUAUAUCUUAUCUGACUACAAUGACUGAAGCUAUUGCUCUAGUUCUUCAAUUGUAACAGAAAAUGUGAUCCCUGUAUGAAUUUUUGACCCUUCGCCUCAUAUAGAAAAAUUCAAUUUUUAUGAUGAAGUUGGCAUAUUUUUAAAGCAUGGAAAUAAUUUGGUAUAGCCCCUACACUUUAAUAAACCGUUGUUAGCCUCUAUUUUUAUAUUAUAAUAAGCUUUACUCAAAUUUCUUUCAAAAAUAUAGGCGAAAAUGAAAAUCUCCUUUUGGUAUGAGAUACUUAAUCAGACAUAGACUAUAUAAGGCAAUUACCCGGACCAUGUCUUUUCUGGUCAUUAUGCUGCUUGGCCAUAAUGAUCUAUUAUAACGCAUAAGCUAUAAAUAUGAUUGCUCAAAAUAAGACCUAUUCAAAUGUUGAUGCAAGGUUCUUCGGUUUAAAUAGCUUCGGAUAUACCUUUGAAUUUACUCAUGGAGCAAUGUCUGGAUUGGUGGAUUGCGAAGUUAAUAGGGUAAAAGAAACUGAUACAAAGAUAACAGCUUUAAUAUUUGUGGGGCUUGGCCUCUUAGCUAUUUUUACAGGAAUUUUAAUCGGAUACUCAAUUUUAAUGGCAAGAAGCAAUGAUAAUUUUUGGAAUUUUGUUAACCAAUCAUCACAAAUUUCCUUUUUUUAUUUAAGAGAAAGCUGCCUUGAAAGAUUAUCAGAAGUUCAUGGCGUUAAUUAUUCAAAAGAUAAUAAUAUCGAGAAUCAUUAUCCCAAAAUAAAAAGAUAUUAUAGAAAAAUACAUUCAAAACUAUAUAUAAAAUAUAUUUGAAGAAUUUCCAUAUUUUUAGCUAUAGCUUCAUGCUAUUAUUUCACUCUUAAAUUCUCACUUUACGACCAGUGUGAAACCUAUUUAAUAAAUCGCCCAAAGCUCCUAUUAAACUUACUAGCAAGAAGAGUGCUCUUAUCACGUAUGAGUGUCUUUGCAAGGGAUAUUGGCACAUCAAGCUAUUUGAGAUGGAUUCCCAAUUCAUAUGGGCUUGCAUCUUCAAAGCUAGAAUUCUCCACAAGCAGUGAAGAGUUUAAGCUUUCAAAUCAUGAAUUAAGAAGCAAGGAUUUUUUAAAAUUAUUAUCAGAUGAUUUGAAAACAGGAUGAUUUGAAACAAUCAGAACUGAUGAUUAUUAUCUGCAUCUAGGAACUUAUGUUGCUGCUAAUAUUAUAUAUAUGGAAGCUAAAUAUAUAUCAGUGACUCCCGCUAACAUAGGGACUGUCAUUGCAUAUUCAAAUUAUAUAGGAAAUGAAACAGCCCUUCAAGAAACUUUUGGGGUUAAUUAUGACAUCGUAGACCAAGAUUCAAAAGAUACCAUAAAGAGCGAACUGUAUAAGCUUAUUUACAUGACUGUUAUAUUUUCUUCAGCAUUGAUUUUGCUCUAUAUAUUUUUUUAUCAUCCUUUCAUUUAUUCUGAAAAAUGUUGAUUGUCAAAGCUGAAAUUAUUAAUGUCAAUCAUCAAAAACUCGGAUGAUUUGAUCUCUGAAAAGCUUUAG
Blepharisma stoltei is the source of this 1658-nucleotide messenger RNA. Lineage: Eukaryota; Ciliophora; Heterotrichea; Heterotrichida; Blepharismidae. The record is from the annotation of a GenBank genome assembly.